AUGCGUCCUCACCCUGUUGUUACUAUUACCGCUGAUGAGGCUGAUAUUGCUUGGGGUGCAGUGACGCUUGCUCACAUGUAUCGCCAACUGGGUAUGGCGACAAGGACUGGGUGCAAGACUAUUGCUGGUUGCCUGACACUGUUGCAGACAUGGAUUUACGAGUACUUCCCAGCCUUCCGCCCCCAUCCGCGUCAAGCUGACAUGCCGAACAAGACAAGGGCAGAGAUGUGGUCCCCGCCGAAGCCAAUCCGCGAGCUGAGCAGACUGAUAGACUGUAGGAGCAUACUGGAUGCCAUGACAGAGGCACAGGUGGAGUGGACUCCGUACUUGACUUAUGAUAGGUUUUCCAAAACGGAUGUAUAUCGUCCAAGUACAAAGCACCAUUAG
Messenger RNA from Amaranthus tricolor (Joseph's coat), 387 nucleotides. Its product is annotated as protein MAINTENANCE OF MERISTEMS-like. The record is from RefSeq and is a predicted model, not a curated record. The transcript is spliced from 2 exons. Bases 1 to 387 code for a protein of 128 amino acids. NCBI's taxonomy places the organism in Eukaryota, Viridiplantae, Streptophyta, Magnoliopsida, Caryophyllales, Amaranthaceae.